UCCCUCCGCCUUUCCCCCUCAGCAAAAUGGCGGCAUGUAGAGGCCUUAGCAGCCAGUGAGUGACUCGCCUUCUCCUCCUGUUCCUCGGUGGCCGCCAAACUCUUUUGCAUCAGACUGUCGACUCCUCGUUUUUCCUUCUAUCCCGAAAUCACUUUUACAACCCCCUCUUCUCCCCCCACCUUUAGAUCAUUCCUUCCUUUCCCUUCUGUCACACUCAGGUACCCCCCCCCCCACACCGGCCCCUUCCCCUCCCCCUCCUGCACUCGCCAUCAAUCAAUCAGCGGCGACCGAGAGCGGAUCGAUCAAUGGUCGGGAGGAGGAGGCGGCGGCGGCUGCUGCUGUUUAAUGAACAAUGUGUGAGAGCUGUGCCGAGCUGUUGGAGGUGUUAAAUGAGAUAUCAGAUACUGAUGGUGGUGAUGGCUUGCAACUCAGAAAGGAGCAUGCACUCAAGAUUUUUGCUUAUAUCAGUUCUUGGACACAAAGGCAGUGUCUGUGCUGUUUCAAGGAAUAUAAGCAUUUGGAGAUUUUCAACCAAGUUGUGUGUGCUCUUAUAAAUCUAGUGAUUGCUCAAGUACAGGCUCUUCGGGACCAGCUGUGUAAACAUUGCACUAUUAACUUAGGUUCAGCAUGGCAAGACGAAAAUAAUGCAUCUGAUGAGCCACUGAAUGUAGAAAGAGAAACUCGAGAAGAAGAGAACGAAGAUAGUCAUAAAACUACAGAAGAAAAAAUAGAUUCUGGGAGAACUUGUAUCCUGACAGAAGAAGAAUCUGCAGAAGGUUCUGAUGCCUUUAGCAUAUGGAGCACCGAGGAGAAGGAGAAACUCUUGCUUUGUGUUGCAAAAAUUUUUCAGAUCCAGUUUCCUCUGUAUACUGCCUACAAGCAUAAUACGCAUCCCACAAUAGAGGAUAUUUCUGCACAAGAAAGCAAUAUAUUAGGGGCAUUCUGUGACAUGAAUGAUGUAGAAGUACCAUUGCACUUGCUUCGCUAUGUUUGCUUAUUUUGUGGAAAAAAUGGCCUAUCCCUCAUGAAGGACUGUUUUGAAUAUGGAACUCCCGAUACUUUGCCAUUUCUCAUAGCACAUGCAUUUAUCACUGUGGUUUCUAAUAUCAGAAUAUGGCUGCACAUCCCUGCUGUCAUGCAACACAUUAUACCUUUUAGGACCUAUGUCAUCAGGUAUUUAUGCAAACUGUCAGACCAGGAAUUAAGACAGAGUGCAGCUCGUAAUAUGGCAGAUUUAAUGUGGAGCACAGUUAAAGAGCCGUUAGAUACUGCCUUGUGUUUUGACAAAGAGAGUCUUGAUCUUGCUUUUAAGUACUUCAUGUCACCAACCUUAACCAUGAGAUUGGCUGGACUUAGUCAAAUAACAAAUCAACUUCAUACUUUUAAUGAUGUGUGUAAUAAUGAAUCCUUGGUUUCAGAUACAGAAACAUCCAUUGCUAAAGAACUUGCAGAUUGGCUAAUCAACAACAAUGUAGUGGAACAUAUUUUUGGACCAAAUUUGCAUAUUGAGAUCAUUAAACAGUGCCAAGUGAUUCUUAAUUUUCUUGCUGCUGAAGGCCGGCUUAGUACUCAGCAUAUAGACUGCAUAUGGGCUGCAGCACAGUUGAAGCAUUGUAGCCGCUAUAUACAUGACUUGUUUCCUUCACUGAUCAAGAACCUAGAUCCUGUGCCACUCAGACAUCUUCUUAAUUUAGUUUCCAUCCUCCAUCCAAGUGCACAUACUGAACAGACUUUAUAUUUGGCAUCCAUGCUCAUUAAAGCAUUGUGGAAUAAUGCUCUAGCAGCUAAGGCCCAACUAUCAAAACAGAGUUCUUUUGCAUCUUUACUUAGUACAAACUUACCCAUGGGAAACAAGAAAGAGGAAGAAGAACUUCGACGAGCAGCUCCAUCACCAUGGUCACCUGCAGCAAGCCCUCAAAGUAGCGACAACAGUGAUACUCAUCAGAGUGGAGGAAGUGACAUUGAAAUGGAGGAACAGCUGAUUAGUAGAAAUAAGCAUGUCCAACAGCGACUUUCAGAUACAGAGGAAUCAAUGCAGGGAAGUUCUGAUGAAACUGCAAAUAGUGGUGAAGAUGGCAGCAGUGGGCCUGGCAGCAGCAGUGGUCACAGUGAUGGAUCAAGCAAUGAGGCAAACUCUAGCCAUGCAAGUCAGUCUGCAGGAAGCCCAGGCAGUGAGGUGCAGUCAGAAGAUAUUGCUGAUAUUGAAGCUCUCAAGGAAGAGGAAGAUGAAGAAGAUGAAGACCAGGGUCACAAUUCCCCCAAAACUGGCCGGAAUGUAGAUUUGCGAAGCCGAAAAAUAGAAUCUCAAUCAGGCAUUUGCUUGGGAGAUGCACAGGAAACAGCAGAUAGGAAUGCUGUAAGCAAUGGAUCUGGGAAUGUUUUUAAUAGUGAAGCUGUUCCAUCAGUGGAUAAUAGAAUUAGAAUGCUGGAUCCCUGUUCACACUCAGAGAAUACUGAUCAUGACAUAACUGGUGAAAUGAGUACUGCCCAUAUAUCCCAGGGCUCUCAAGAUUCCUGUAUCACACACACAGGGGACUUUCUUGGGGAAGCAAUUGGAAAUGAAUUGUUUAACUGCCGACAAUUUAUUGGGCCACAACAUCAUCAUCAUCACCACCACCACCACCACCAUCAUCACCACCACCACCACCACCAUCACGAAGGACACAUGGUUGAUGAUAUGUUAAGUGCUGAUGAUGUCAGUUGUAGCAGCAGUCAAGUCAGUGCAAAAUCGGAGAAAAAUAUGGCAGAUUUUGAUGGGGAAGAAUCAGGAUGUGAAGAAGAACUGGUACAGAUUAACUCACAUGCAGAACUAACCUCUCAUCUUCAACAGCACCUUCCAAAUCUUGCUUCCAUUUAUCAUGAGCAUCUCAGCCAAGGACCAGCAGUUCAUAAGCACCAGUACAACAGCAACGCAGUGACAGAUAUUAACUUGGAUAAUGUUUGUAAGAAGGGAAAUACCCUUUUGUGGGAUCUGGUCCAGGAUGAAGAUGCAAUACAUCUUUCUGAAGGUUUAAUAAAUGAAGCAGAGAAGCUGUUAUGUUCACUAGUAUGUUGGUUUACUGAUAGACAAAUUCGUAUGAGGUUCAUCGAAGGCUGUCUUGAAAAUUUAGCAAAUAAUAGAUCAGUUGUAGUUUCUCUUCGUCUUCUCCCAAAAUUAUUUGGUACAUUUCAACAAUUUGGGAGCAGUUACGAUACACAUUGGAUUACCAUGUGGGCUGAAAAAGAACUUAAUAUGAUGAAGCUUUUCUUUGAUAAUUUGAUACACUACAUUCAAGCAGUCAGAGAAAGACGGCAUAAACACACAUUAUACAGCCAUAGUGCAGAAGUUCAGGUGCGUCUUCAGUUUCUGACAUGUGUAUUUUCCACUUUGGGAUCACCAGAUCAUUUCAGGUUGAGUCUGGAACAAGUUGAUGUACUAUGGCACUGCUUAGUUGAAGAUUCUGAAUGUUAUGAUGAUGCUCUACAUUGGUUCUUAAAUCAAGUAAGAAGUAAAGAUCAGCAUGCUAUGGGAAUGGAAACCUACAAGCAUCUUUUUUUAGAAAAGAUGCCUCAGCUGAAGCCUGAAACAAUUAGCAUGACUGGAUUAAACUUGUUUCAGCAUUUAUGUAACUUGGCUCGAUUGGCUACUAGUGCAUAUGAUGGUGGUUCAAACUCAGAGUUGUGUGGUAUGGACCAAUUCUGGGGCAUUGCUUUAAGAGCACAGUCUGGAGAUGUGAGCCGGGCAGCUAUACAAUACAUUAACUCCUAUUAUAUUAAUGGUAAAACAGGUCUGGAGAAAGAACAGGAAUUCAUUAGCAAGUGCAUGGAAAGCCUAAUGAUUGCAUCUAGUAAUCUAGAGCAAGAUUCUCAUUCCAGUCUUACCAUUAUUGAACGAGGACUUCUCAUGCUUAAAACUCAUUUAGAAGCAUUUCGGAGAAGGUUUGCAUAUCAUCUGAGACAAUGGCAAAUAGAAGGCACUGGUAUCAGCAGCCAUUUAAAAGCAUUGAGUGAUAAACAAUCACUUCCUCUCAGAAUUGUUUGUCAACCAGCUGGACUUCCUGACAAAAUGACCAUUGAAAUGUAUCCAAGUGAUCAGGUGGCAGAUCUAAGAGCUGAGGUUACGCAUUGGUAUGAAAAUUUGCAGAAAGAACAGCUGAAUCAGCAAGCACAUCUGCAAGAAUUUGGUCAAAUCAGUAGAAAAGGAGAUUUUCCAGGAGGUCUCAUGGGGCCUGUAAGAAUGAUUUCUUCUGGACAUGAACUAACAACUGACUAUGAUGAAAAAACUCUUCAUGAAUUGGGGUUUAAAGAUAUGCAGAUGGUCUUUGUGUCCCUGGGUGCUCCAAGGAGAGAGCGAAAAGGGGAAGGAGUUCAGCUUCCAGCAUCCUGCUUGCCAGCACCUCAGAAGGACAAUAUCCCAAUGCUUUUACUUCUGCAAGAACCUCAUCUUACCACCCUGUUUGAUUUACUAGAAAUGCUUGCCUCCUUUAAGCCUCCACCUGCAGAAGUGGCUAUGGAAGAUAGUGAGAGUGCAAAAUGUGAAGAACUCCACCUUCAUGCAGAAAAUCUAUCAAGGCGAGUUUGGGAGUUGUUAAUGCUACUGCCUACAUGUCCUAAUAUGCUUCAGGCAUUUCAAAAUAUUUCAGAUGAUCAGAGCAAUGAUGGAUUCAGUUGGAAAGAUCUUUUAAGAAUAAAAAGUGCCCAUAAACUUUUAUAUGCCCUUGAAAUAAUUGAAGCACUUGGAAAACCCAAUAGAAGAAUAAGGCGGGAAUCCACGGGAAGUUACAGUGAUCUUUACCCAGAUUCUGAUGAUUCAAGUGAAGAUCAAAUAGAAAAUAGUAAAAACACUUGGAGUUGCAAGUUUGUGGCUUCUGGAGGUCUUCAGCAGCUCUUGGAAAUAUUUAAUUCUGGAAUUUUAGAACCUAAAGAACAGGAAUCGUGGACAGUUUGGUUACUAGAUUGUCUGGCUUGCUUGCUGAAGUUGAUAUGCCAGUUUGCAGUGGAUCCUUCAGAUUUGGAUUUAGCUUAUCAUGAUGUUUUUGCCUGGUCUGGAGUAGCAGAGAAUCACAGAAAAAGAACUUGGCCAGGAAAAUCACGGAAAACUGCAGGAGAUCAUACAAAAGGUCUUCACAUACCCCGUUUAACAGAGGUAUUUCUUGUACUUGUCCAGGGAACCAGUUUGAUUCAGCGACUUAUGUGUGUUGCUUAUACAUAUGACAACCUGGCGCCUAGGGUGUUGAAAGCUCAAGCUGAUCAUAGGUCAAGACAUGAAGAGGGAGUUACAGAUUACGAAGAAGAUCCCCGUGCAGCCUGCCAAGAUGAAACUAAGGCACCUCCUCCUAAGAGAGCCAGACCAGGUGUGGAGGCAACUUUUACACCUACAGCUGCUGGCUUGCAUGAUCCCGAAGGGGCAGAAACAGCAUUACCUGCGUACAUGGAGGCAAUAAUCUCAAGGGCCAUAAGGCAAGGGACUAUGGAAAGCCUCCAAGCAAUGCAAAGGCCUGAAUUGGUGGUGACAGAACACUCGGACCUAGAGCAUUCCAUUCAUGAUAGAAGCAGGGAAUCCUUGAGGGACAGAGCUUCUCCUGACUCAUCUGUACAUAGUGUCACAUACAGAGCAUCAGUGGAAGACAAGAGGGAAUCUGAUUUCUCUGCAGAUGAAGAUUUGGCCCCUGAGAGAUCCUUCACAGGACAUUUGGAUUCUCAAAAAUUCCGGGCUUUCUUGUUCAAGGCUAGGAAGACAGCCCAGUUGGGCCAGAGGCAGAUGUCGGGGAAGUGGAAGGUGACACUACUGCUCCUCCAAGAUCAAUAUUUUGAUGAACCAUCAGUUUGGCCUGAAAUGGUUCCAGUUCUUUGGUUAUUUUUGAACAUAAUCAAGAAACAGCUGGAAUCCCCAGGCACAUCUUCCAUUUUAUCGGCCAACAAAUGCCGCUAUUUCAAUAUGGGGCCUGAACUUACCAGCUCAUUACAGGUGCCAUCAGUGGACAGUUUUGUGGCGGCCUUGGCUUCUUCCUCUUCAAAUCCUACUGAUCCAAAGGAGGCAUUGAAGGUGGAGGACAAGAGGAUGAAACAAUCCCUCCUUACGCUGGCUGCAUCAAUUGCAAGACAAGAUCCCCGCCACAGAUGUCCAAGUUUCAAGGAUGAUGGCAGUAGUUCAAAGGAGACCAAGAGUUAUGAGUAUGAUUUGAUAGGUGUAACUGUCCAUACAGGAACUGCUGAUGGGGGGCAUUACUACAGCUUUAUCCGAGAUAUUGUUAAUCCUCACGCUUACAAAAACAACAAGUGGUAUCUGUUCAAUGAUGCUGAAGUAAAGCCAUUCGAUUCUGCUCAGUUGGCUUCUGAAUGUUUUGGUGGAGAAAUGACAACAAAAACCUAUGACUCUGUCACUGAUAAAUUCAUGGAUUUCUCUUUUGAAAAGACUCACAGUGCAUACAUGCUCUUCUAUAAACGAAUGGAACCAGAAGAAGAAAAUGGCAAAGAUUAUACAUUUGAUGUUUCUUCUGAACUACUAGAAUGGAUAUGGCAUGAUAACAUGCAGUUCCUUCAGGAUAAGAAUAUUUUUGAGCAUACGUAUUUUGGAUUUAUGUGGCAGUUGUGUAGUAGCAUCCCCAGCACAUUACCAGAUCCAAAAGCAGUUUCUCUGAUGACAGCCAAGUUAAGCACUUCUUUUGUCCUGGAAACAUUUAUCCAUUCAAAAGAAAAGCCCACUAUGCUUCAGUGGAUUGAACUGUUAACUAAGCAAUUUAACAACAGCCAAGCUGCUUGUGAGUGGUUUCUUGAUCGUAUGGCUGAUGAUGACUGGUGGCCUAUGCAGAUUUUAAUUAAAUGCCCCAAUCAGAUUGUAAGACAGAUGUUUCAACGUUUGUGCAUUCAUGUGAUUCAGCGGCUAAGGCCAGUCCAUGCUCAUCUCUACCUACAGCCAGGAUUAGAAGACUGUUCAGAUGACAUGGAUGGUCCUGUGGAAGAUAUUGGUAGUCGCUCAUGUGUGACUCGUUUUGUGAAGACUCUGUUGUCAAUUAUGGAACAUGGUGUUAAACCCCACAGUAAACAUCUCACAGAAUACUUUGCCUUUCUUUAUGAAUUUGCCAAAAUGGGAGAAGAGGAGAGCCAGUUUUUGCUUUCUCUGCAAGCAAUUUCAACAAUGGUUCAUUUCUAUAUGGGAACUAAAGGUCCUGAAAAUCCACAAGUUGAGGUACUAUCAGAAGAAGAAGGAGAAGAGGAGGAAGAGGAGGAAGACAUUCUUUCUUUAGCAGAAGAAAAAUAUAGGCCUGCUGCACUUGAAAAGAUGAUUGCUCUGAUAGCUCUUCUGGUAGAACAGUCUCGAUCAGAGAGGCAUUUGACUUUAUCCCAAAAUGAUAUGGCAGCAUUAACUGGAGGCAAGGGUUUUCCUUUCUUAUUCCAACAUAUUCGAGAUGGAAUCAAUAUUAGGCAGACCUGCAAUCUUAUUUUCAGUCUUUGUCGAUAUAACAACAGACUUGCAGAACAUAUCGUAUCCAUGCUUUUCACAUCUAUAGCCAAGUUGACUCCUGAGGCAGCCAAUCCUUUUUUCAAGUUGUUAACUAUGCUUAUGGAAUUUGCUGGUGGACCUCCAGGAAUGCCACCAUUUGCAUCAUAUAUUCUCCAAAGGAUAUGGGAGGUGAUUGAGUACAACCCAUCUCAAUGUCUGGAUUGGCUAGCAGUACAGACACCACGAAAUAAGCUUGCCCACAGCUGGGUCCUGCAGAAUAUGGAGAACUGGGUAGAACGUUUUCUUUUGGCUCAUAACUAUCCUAGAGUGAGAACUUCUGCAGCCUAUCUUCUGGUCUCUCUUAUUCCAAGCAAUUCAUUCCGACAAAUGUUCCGAUCUACCCGCUCACUCCAUAUCCCUACUCGAGAUCUUCCCCUUAGUCCAGAUACUACAGUUGUUCUUCAUCAAGUUUAUAAUGUGUUGCUUGGACUGCUCUCAAGAGCUAAGCUUUAUGUUGAUGCUGCUGUGCAUGGAACUACAAAACUGGUACCCUACUUCAGUUUUAUGACUUACUGCUUGAUCUCCAAAACAGAAAAACUAAUGUUUUCUACUUAUUUCAUGGAUUUGUGGAACCUCUUUCAACCUAAACUUUCUGAGCCUGCUAUUGCUACCAACCAUAAUAAGCAGGCCCUGCUCUCUUUUUGGUACAAUGUCUGCGUUGACUGCCCUGAAAAUGUGCGCCUUAUUGUGCAGAAUCCAGUGGUGACCAAGAACAUUGCCUUCAAUUACAUCCUAGCAGAUCAUGAUGACCAGGAUGUGGUGCUUUUUAACCGUGGGAUGCUACCUGCCUACUAUGGCAUUCUGCGGCUAUGCUGUGAACAAUCCCCUGCAUUUACCAGACAGUUGGCUUCUCAUCAAAAUAUUCAAUGGGCAUUUAAGAAUCUCACACCACAUGCCAGCCAAUAUCCUGGGGCAGUGGAAGAACUGUUUAAUCUCAUGCAACUCUUUGUAGCUCAGAGGCCUGAUAUGAGAGAGGAAGAACUGGAAGACAUUAAGCAAUUUAAAAAAACGACUAUAAGCUGUUACCUUCGCUGCUUAGAUGGACGGUCAUGCUGGACUACUUUAAUAAGUGCCUUCCGAAUAUUAUUAGAAACUGACGAAGAUCGGCUUCUUGUCAUAUUUAACAGAGGCUUAAUUCUGAUGACUGAGUCCUUCAAUACACUGCACAUGAUGUACCAUGAAGCCACAGCUUGCCAUGUAACUGGAGAUCUGGUUGAGCUUCUGUCCAUAUUUCUUUCCGUCCUCAAAUCCACCCGGCCAUAUCUUCAAAGAAAAGAUGUGAAACAAGCCCUUAUCCAAUGGCAAGAGCGGAUAGAAUUUGCCCAUAAACUUUUAACUUUGCUAAAUUCCUACAGUCCUCCGGAACUUAGAAAUGCUUGUAUAGAUGUCCUCAAGGAACUGGUGCUUUUAAGCCCUCAUGAUUUUCUGCACACUUUAGUUCCUUUUCUCCAGCACAACCAUUGCACAUACCAUCACAGCAACAUACCAAUGUCUCUUGGUCCUUAUUUCCCAUGCCGUGAAAAUCUGAAGUUGAUAGGAGGUAAAAGUAAUAUCCGCCCACCUCGCCCUGAACUUAAUAUGUGCCUUUUGCCUACAAUGGUAGAAGCUAACAAGGGUAAAGAUGAGGUUUAUGACCGUAUGCUACUAGAUUACUUUUUUUCAUACCAUCAGUUCAUCCAUCUCUUAUGCCGAGUUGCCAUCAACUGUGAGAAAUUCACAGAAACCUUAGUGAAAAUGAGUGUUCUUGUUGCAUAUGAAGGCUUACCUCUUCAUCUAGCUUUGUUUCCCAAACUUUGGACUGAGCUUUGUCAAAGUCAGUCUUCCAUGUCAAAGAAUUGCAUCAAGCUCCUGUGUGAAGAUCCUGUGUUUGCAGAAUAUAUUAAAUGCAUCCUAAUGGAUGAGAGGACAUUUCUUAACAACAAUAUUGUUUACACUUUCUUGACUCAUUUCCUUCUCAAGGUACAAGGACAAGUGUUUUCUGAAGCAAAUUGUGCUGGAAUAAUCAAUAAUCUGAUUACAAAUUUGAUCAACCAAUAUCAGAAUCUGGAAUCAGAAUUUGCCAAUCAGCGAGUUGAAAUUUUUAAAGCAAGUUCCACUUUAAAUGGGGACCUUCGAGCUCUCUCUUUACUGCUUUCUGUGCACACCCCCAAACAGUUGAAUCCUGCCCUAAUACCUACUUUGCAAGAGCUACUAAACAAAUGCAAAACUUGUCAACAACAAAAAAGCUCAUUGCAGGAACAAGAAGCCAAAGAACGAAAAACUAAAGAUGAUGAGGGAGCCACUCCAGUAAAGAGAAGACGGGUUAGCAGUGAUGAGGAGCAUACAGUAGACAGCUGCAUCAGUGAUUUGAAAAAUGAACCUAGGGAAGCCUUGACUCCAACCAGCACUUCAGAUAACGAGACAAGAGACUCCUCCAUCAUUGACCCAGGCACCGAACAGGACCUGCCUUCUCCUGAAAAUAAUUCUAUUAAGGAGUACCGUAUGGAAGUUCCCUCUUCAUUCUCUGAAGAUAUGAUGCUAGCUGCUCAUUCACACCAUGGGGAGGAACAGCUGGGCAGUGGGAGAUUUGAAGAAUGUAAAGACAUGAAAGAACCAUCAAGCUCCAAGGAUUCUCACCUUAUUGAGGAUGAUACAGAGUUUCCCUCCACAUCUAUUUCUGCUGUUCUUUCUGACCUCACAGAUUUGAAGAACUCUGAAACUCAAGCUUCCCAGGACCCUGAGUCUGGCUUAUCACUUAGUUGCAGCCAUUCCAGAGGACUGUUGAGUCACAUGCAGCAGCAACAUCAAGACAUUUUAGACAUCCUUUGCAGGACCAUUGAAUCAACAAUUCAUGUGGUUACGAGGAUAUCUGGCAAAGGAAACCCAGCUGCUUCUUGACAGUAGAGGAGCACGUGUGCUUUUAAAAGUCUUUUUUUCUCCCUUUUAAAAAUGCUGUUUGUAUAAGUUCUGCUUAUUUCUGUUUUGUGCUUCAGUUUGUCCUGUGCUUU
Pseudonaja textilis is the source of this 10470-nucleotide messenger RNA. Lineage: Eukaryota; Metazoa; Chordata; Lepidosauria; Squamata; Elapidae. The record is from RefSeq and is a predicted model, not a curated record.